CUAUCAGCUGUUUUGGUGGGGAGACUUGUGCAACAACAUUGAACGUGCGCUCGCGAGCAAAAACCAAAAAAUCUUCAAUAAAAAUUUUGCACCCACACAAUGCAUUUAACUAUAGUGAAUUUCUUUAAAAAGACGGUGCCGGGUCACAUAUUCCGUGGCAAGCGGCGUCUUGUCAAACCAGUGAGCAAACGUGCCAUGGAGACACUGACCCGUGAAUAUGAACGCCAGGAGCAGAUCAUGUUUCUGUUGCGGCAUCCCUAUCUUACACAGGAACAAUCAGCGGGCCAUGCCAAGGAGCUGCAGAAGCACGAGAAAUUGGUCACCAAGUGGACGGAGGCACAAACGUUGAGCAAGAUGAAGCCACAUGUGACGAUCGAGGAGCGUCUCAAUCAGCUGAAGGUCAAGGAGGCGUGGGAUUAGAACUUGUUCAACACAAUUUACAUUUUUAGAAUAAAUCACAGUUACACAUAACUAUUACUUAUGUAAUUUUGUGGAAUCUUCUGUCUACUAUUGUUUUUUUGCUGCUCGAGAAGUUUGGAAUUCGAGCGGAUAAUAUUAUAUUAUCUCUAGAAUUGUUCUAUUUGCUUCUUUAAAUCCUAUACAUAUGUAUUUCUUUAUACGUUUAUAUUGAUAAAUUUCGUUGUUGAUCCAAUUAGUAUUUCAAAUGUUGAGUUGAAUUAAUGAAUAUUAUUAUUUGAUGAUCAAUUGUUUUUAAAACUUGUCUGUACUAUUAGCGAUUUCUAUUUCUUUUGCUGUCACCUUAUACUUCCUAAUGAUCAGUUAAAGAAAUAUUAGUUUUUCGAAUGAUGAUUUAAUGUAGACUAUAAAUAUUUCGGGGUUUAUUAAAAGAUACAUUGUAUUUCGCAUUUGUAACAAAAUUGUACAACUUUAUUAAUGCCAAGAGAGGAUAAUUCCUUUCCAAUCAAAUUCUAAACUGAGAAUCAACAGAGUCAACUCUCUCUUUCUUCCUUCUCUCUCUCUCUCUCUCUUGUUUUCACUCAGUUUCAUGGUGUUAAGCUUUUGUUUUAAGUGUGACCCUGCUACGAAACCAGUAACUCCUUAUUGAUGACGUCAUUUUCAAUUCGUUUUUAUUAAUUUGAUAAAUUUAAUAUAUAAUAUAUAUAUUUGUAUUAUAUAUGUAUAUUUGUUUGUUGUUGUAUAUUAAUAUGAAUUAUGUUAUGUACAUAUGCAAGCAAAUAUAUACACACACAUAUAUAUAUGCAGAUCGGUCAUAUACAUAUAUACAUAUCGUAUAUAUAUUAUGCAUGUAACAUGUUUUUUUCUAGGCGCACUCAGAACAACUCCGGGCAGCUUCGUUUUCUUUUUGUAUUUUCUUGUUUUCUAUUUUGUUUUGUUUUUGUUUUUUUUAUAUAUAAUAUAUUCUCUAAUUUUUAUUUAAUUUUAGUUAUGCCUACGCUGCGAUUUGCUUUAUUUUCAUUAUUAUUUUUGUUUUUAUUUACUUUUAGAAAGCAUUUUGUUCUUGAAUUGUUUUAUGCUUUUCGCUAAACAAAAUUGAAAAAU
Molecule: messenger RNA, 1521 nt
Organism: Drosophila sulfurigaster albostrigata
Lineage: Eukaryota; Metazoa; Arthropoda; Insecta; Diptera; Drosophilidae
Product: large ribosomal subunit protein mL63
Exons: 2
Coding region: 100-420 (106 amino acids)
Biological process (GO): mitochondrial translation
Cellular component (GO): mitochondrial ribosome
Molecular function (GO): structural constituent of ribosome
Source: RefSeq, a predicted model, not a curated record